GUGCAGAGGGGAACUCUAAAAUUUUUGGCAAAGGUAGAAAUUAUAUGGAUAAAUCAAGCAGCAAGGCCUCAUCUGCUAUAGUGCCUUUGCCUGCUCAGAUAACCAGGGAUGAGAUCCUAGAGUCACCCAAUUUGAAAAUCUUUUGCUUCAGGGAACUAAAAGAAGCUACAGGUGAUUUCAGUCAAGAUAAUGAGUUAAGAACAGGCGAAUUUGGUUGUUUCUUCAAGGGGUGGGUUGAUGAACAUACAUUAAAGGCUGUCAGGCCUGAGACGGGCAUGGCUAUUGCUGUAAAGGUGGUCUGUGAGAAGAGUUGCCAGGGACAACAAGAAUGGCUGUUGGCAAUCACUCUCAACCACUUUCCUGGAACCUCUACAUGAAAAUUGCCCUGGGUGCUGCAAAGGGUCUAGCAUAUCUUCAUAAUGAGGCAGAUGUAACAUGUAGAGACUUCAAGGCUUCUAAUAUCUUACUCGAUUCGAACUAUAAUGCCAAGCUCUGUGAUUUUGGGUUGGCCAAGAAUGGACCAACAAAUGGUAAAAACUUUGCAGGCUUCUUGGGUACUGCAGGGUAUAUAGCUCCAGAAUAUAUCAGCACAGGUCAUGUAACUGCAAAGAGCAAUGUGUACAAUUUUGGAGUUGUUCUCCUGGAAAUUUUAUCUGGCAGGCAAUCUAUAUCCAUAAUCAAGCCAUCUGAAGGACAAGAUUUUGUUGAGUGGGCAAGAAACUUGGCCAGUGCAGGAAAAUUUUCUCAUUUUAUGAAUAAUCUUGAUGUUCUGGGCCAGAACUCCUCAGAUAGUUUCCUGAAAGUAGCUAAACUUGCAUUUCAAUGUGUGUCAAAGGAACCAAAUUCUAGGCCAACAAUGAAAGAUGUGGUAGAAGUUCUGCAAGAACUUCAGGAUUUCAGUGAGAAUGUGGGAAAACAGGAGAACUUCAAACAUUAUCUUCUGAGCUACAAGAAAUGGUCUGAAAAGUUGCAGAAAAUAUUGUUCAACAAAUUUUGCAGUGGAAAAGCUGCCAUGUUUUCUGAGUCCCAUCUGCAAUGUAUGUUCUGACAUAUAAAUGAUGUUCUUGGUAGGAAAAUUCCUGAAAUGCUUGGUCAGAUCCAUUGCAAUUUCAUGUAAUACUGUUUGCAUUUUCAUUCUCUAAAUGAUGCUAUUGGAGUUGGAGAUGUACAGUUUAAAGCCAUGAAAAUUGAAGUCCAAACACAGCCUAAAAUAUUA
Messenger RNA from Manihot esculenta (cassava), 1216 nucleotides. RefSeq names its product receptor-like cytoplasmic kinase 176. Bases 329 to 1048 code for a protein of 239 amino acids. The record is from RefSeq and is a predicted model, not a curated record. The transcript has 4 exons. NCBI's taxonomy places the organism in Eukaryota, Viridiplantae, Streptophyta, Magnoliopsida, Malpighiales, Euphorbiaceae. Gene Ontology annotation, biological process: protein phosphorylation. Gene Ontology annotation, molecular function: ATP binding; protein kinase activity.